CUUCAUUAGUGAAUUGCUCCCGGAGGUAUUCGCCGCCGGGUCCCACCGACGCACGCGGAGAAUUCACCAAGAGUCAACCCCGCGUUUCGAUUACGGGUCCCAAAUCCUCGGUAUGCACGAUCUGGUUCAUCUUCGUCGGUGAAGUUUCGCGCUCGCGGGCCCCGAUCGGUCCCACCGGUACGUUAAAAGAAAAAAAACAAAAACAAACAAAUCCGAAACAUGGACGAGAUUUUCGCCUCCGGGUGUCCGGCUCUGACGGGCUACUUCGCCAUAAACGGGGCCCCGAUCAUCGGGGCCCAACCGAUGAUCAACUCGUCGUACCUCUCGCAGCUGACCUGGGCCUUUCCGAUACCCCGGUACAAACCACCCCCGAGGUACGAGAAGCCCCCGUAUUCGUACAUCGCCCUGAUCGCGAUGGCGAUAAAUUCAUCGCCGAAACAGCGGCUCACCUUGUCGGGGAUAUACAGGUUCAUCAUGGAGAGGUUUCCGUAUUAUCGGGACAACCGGCAAGGCUGGCAGAACAGCAUCAGGCACAAUCUUAGCCUGAACGACUGCUUCGUGAAGAUACCGCGCGACAAGGCGAACGUCGUCGAGGGUGAACAUUGCGGUGGAAAAGGUAGCUAUUGGGCGCUGGAUCCUUCAGCUAGCGAAAUGUUCGAGCAUGGGAAUUACAGGCGAAGGAGGACUCGGAGGCAAAGAAAUUUCUCCCAGCAUAAACAUCAGGCGAACUCUGCUGCUGGCGUGCCGAUGAGUCCCGACUUUCUGGUACCGACGUCGACUAGCCGUCUUCAAGAACAUUUCGCACCAGAACAAAACUGUAGCGAAGCGCCGCGAAACGUUGCAUCAAUGUUUGAUCAAGAUGCGAGAAGAAGAGACGAAACAAAGUAUACCAGCCCUCCGGAGCGAUGCAUCAAGUCGACGAUGUUCACGAUCGACAACAUCCUGAGAAAGUCACCGGCGCCGAUUGCCUCCAAGGCGACUUCAGUGACGAACGAACUCAUAGAAGAUAUAAAAAUCGACGAUAAAAACUUUUCUCUGCGGUAGGUGCUGAAGAAGAAACGGAAUGACGUAAUAUCUUCUCAACCUGCGGACACCAAUUAUUAUCUAUUAUUUAUAAAAUUCAAGAAUUUUACUAGGAAUUUGUCAAUCUUCGAAUUCUUAUCGACCAGGUAUAAAUACUACGGUAAGGAAUUGUAUGCAAAUUUCUGAGGUAUCCGCUUUGUGCUGAUGGAUAUGAUCGCACACAUAUGUAGUGAUGUAUGCUUUCGUAUAUCAAUUUGCAUACGCUUAUACGCGAUCGGAGACAAUCUGACCUAAAAUACGUAAUUUUACAUCAUCGCUGCAUUUUUAUAAUGAGAAUUAAUUCGCAAUUAUCACUGCGAUUGAAAUUCUUGCAAAUUCGUUUGUCCGAAAAUUGACGUGUAGAAUUUCGUUAAAGUUUGCCAUCGUGCCUACUUUUCGUAAGAAAAUACCCCGCAAUCGUACUUGCAAAAAAAAAAAAAUCAUGGAAAACAUGCGCGAGAAUUUUAUUAAAAUGUCAGAACUGGGAAUGAAAUGAUUGUAGGAAAAAUGUCUGAGGAUCAUAUCGCCUUCAAAUGAAUAUUAAAUCGUAUUUAUUGUAUCAGAGGUUUUAUUAAAAUCAUAAUCACACGUCUCACUGAAAUGUCAACAUACAUUGUUUAUGAUUCAUAAACACAUCCAUAGCUUAUCGUCCAUAAAUUAUCACCGAAAUAAAAGAAUAUCUGGGUUUAUAAUCGAGGACAAAAAAAAAAAAAAAAUAUAUACCCGUACAAAUAUAUCUCACAGCUAGGAAAAGCAUCACUGGAAUAAAUAUUCCUUCGUUUUUAUAGGGUUGUACGUGAAAUAUUGUUAUUUGGCGCAGAAAUGUGAUUGUAACUAGCACACAAUACCCACCGUGAAAUAACAUCGCUAGGCGAAAACGGUAUAACGUUUGCAGUGGAUAAAACUCGCGGUUAUAUACAUGUGCGCGGUGGUGUUUAGGGAUUAUUUAACGACUGUUGCGAU
This is a messenger RNA of Neodiprion virginianus, 2025 nucleotides long. Its product is annotated as fork head domain-containing protein FD2-like. Gene Ontology annotation, molecular function: DNA-binding transcription factor activity, RNA polymerase II-specific; RNA polymerase II cis-regulatory region sequence-specific DNA binding. Lineage: Eukaryota; Metazoa; Arthropoda; Insecta; Hymenoptera; Diprionidae. The transcript has 2 exons. The coding region runs from base 220 to 1044 and encodes 274 amino acids. The record is from RefSeq and is a predicted model, not a curated record. Gene Ontology annotation, biological process: anatomical structure morphogenesis; cell differentiation; regulation of transcription by RNA polymerase II.